Dromiciops gliroides (monito del monte) is the source of this 1924-nucleotide messenger RNA. It is a transcript of the gene HIBADH, whose product is annotated as 3-hydroxyisobutyrate dehydrogenase. The record is from RefSeq and is a predicted model, not a curated record. Gene Ontology annotation, molecular function: NADP binding; NAD binding; 3-hydroxyisobutyrate dehydrogenase activity. The transcript has 8 exons. Gene Ontology annotation, cellular component: mitochondrion. Bases 51 to 1058 code for a protein of 335 amino acids. Gene Ontology annotation, biological process: L-valine catabolic process. Lineage: Eukaryota; Metazoa; Chordata; Mammalia; Microbiotheria; Microbiotheriidae.
GCGGCGGUGACUGCAGGAGGCGCUCCUUCGGCCGCUCGCUCUCUAGCAGCAUGGCAGCCGCGCUGGUGCUCCGAGGGGCGGCCAGCAGCCUGCUGGGCCGGGGCCGGCGGCAGGGCGCGGGCCAAGCCGGCCUCGCGGCGGUGUGUUCUAGGUCAAUGGCUUCCAAGACUCCAGUUGGAUUCAUUGGACUGGGCAACAUGGGAAAUCCAAUGGCCAAAAAUCUCAUCAAACAUGGAUACCCUCUUGUUAUUUAUGAUGUAUUCCCAGAAGCGUGCAAAGAUUUCCAGGAUGGGGGACAGGUUGUGCCUUCCCCAGCAGAUGUAGCAGAGAAAGCAGACAGAAUUAUUACCAUGCUGCCUUCCAGCCAGAAUGCAUUAGAAGUUUACACGGGACCUAAAGGGAUUCUCAAGAAAGUGAAGAAAGGUUCUUUAUUAAUAGAUUCCAGUACAAUUGACCCUGCGGUGUCCAAAGAGCUGGCAAAGGAAGUUGAAAAAAUGGGAGCAGUUUUCAUGGAUAGCCCUGUUUCUGGUGGGGUGGGAGCUGCUCGAGCUGGGAACCUGACAUUCAUGGUAGGAGGGCUGGAGCGAGAGUUUGCUGCCGCCAAAGAACUGCUGGGAUGCAUGGGAUCCAACGUGGUGUAUUGUGGAGAUGUGGGAAAUGGACAGGCAGCAAAGAUAUGCAACAACUUGCUGUUAGCCAUCAGCAUGAUCGGGACUGCUGAAGCAAUGAAUCUUGGAAUCAGGUUGGGUCUUGACCCAAAACUGUUGGCCAAAAUUCUAAAUAUGAGUUCAGGUCGUUGUUGGUCAAGUGACACUUACAAUCCUGUCCCAGGUGUAAUGGAUGGAGUACCUUCUGCUAACAAUUACCAGGGUGGAUUCGGAACUGUGCUUAUGGCCAAGGAUCUGGGCUUGGCACAGGACUCUGCUACCAACACCAAAAGCCCAAUCUUUCUCGGAGGCCUGUCACAUCAGAUCUACAGGAUGAUGUGUGCCAAGGGCUAUGCCAAGAAAGACUUCUCCUCGGUCUUCCAGUUUCUCCGGGAAGAAGAGAACUUGUGAACUGGCCCUGGCAGCCAGUGCUGGUAGACACCCAGUGCUUUCUGGGAGCCUUCUUGUAGCUUACUCCACCUGUAAGUGGGUCUGAUCAGAGGUCGUGAGUCUGCUUUUGAUUGUCUGGAUCACAGGGGUCUAGAUAUAGGAAAUUUUUCAUCCAUUUAAAAAAAACCUGCUUCUUUUUAGUUCAUUUAGUGACCAUGUCAUCAUUAAAGAAGUCUGUAUUUUAAGGGCCACUGUCGGAGGCACACCAAAGCAAUACCAAGCUUUAAAAAUGCUGUUUUCAUAUUUUUGCCACCCCAAAUCCAGCUGUCUUUGCUUACUUCAGAUAGCCUAUUAGUCAUUUCAUUUUACAAAUAAACCAGCUCUCAAUUAAUUUUCAACAGAAUAAAACCUUUCUUUGUGGGGAGAAGGAGGUAUGGUUAUAGGGAUGAGUAAAUUGGUUAAACUGAGGAAGUAUGGUCCCUAGCCACCUUCCCAAUAAGUUUGUCUUCUCAAACACAUGGUUUCUCUUAGGUUAAUAAAGUUACUGAUUUUUUUUUUGGUUCCAAGGAGUUGAUAAAAAUGAAGUAAAAACUUGUUGAGUGUUUUACAAUUUGGACUUAGUUACAAUAUCUUUGUGUGUGUGUGUGUGCGCGUAUGUGUGUGUGUGUGUCCCUGUCUCUUUCAGUAAAGCCUCCACAGACUAUGAACUGAUUUUUAAACUUUUUGUUUUCUUGUACAUUUUUUUUCAAGUAUUUUUGAACAUCAAAAGAAUGGCAUCUGUAGGUCCUACUCCUGGGUUAACAAUGUAUAUCUGCUUUAGAUGAUUAUUAUGUUACUCGAAGUAAACAAACUACAUUAUUUUGAAUUCAAAUAAAUUUCUAUGCUGA